Plasmodium gallinaceum is the source of this 762-nucleotide messenger RNA. RefSeq lists its product as hypothetical. The transcript has a single exon. NCBI's taxonomy places the organism in Eukaryota, Apicomplexa, Aconoidasida, Haemosporida, Plasmodiidae. The record is from RefSeq and is a predicted model, not a curated record. The coding region runs from base 1 to 762 and encodes 253 amino acids.
AUGAAAAACUUAAAAAUAUUUCAUUUUUUUAAUUUUUUAUUUUUUAUUUAUUUAUCAUUAAUAAUUUUAUUUAAUAUUAAUAUAUUUGGGACAAUAAAAAAGGAUGCAUUACAAAAAGAAUAUCAAAAAUUAUGUAAGGUAGUAGGAAGGAAUCUUGCUGAAGCAGGUUCAUCAAAUAAAGUAUUUAGUAUUAAAUAUGUAAAUCCUAAUGUAAAUGUAAAUCGUUUAAAUGACUUCUGCGAUCGUCUUUUUUUAUCAUAUUGUGUUACAACUAAUUGGUUAACUGAACCACCAAAUAGUUUGGCUGCGACAUUUAUUAAUAAUGCUUUAAAGAUUGCUGAUGUAAUAUACGCUAAUUUACAUUCAGAAAGAAUUAAUCCUUCAUUUAAAUUAAUACGAAACGAGGUAACCAGAGUGAAAGAGCGUAAUGCAUUAAUUACUAUAUACGGAAGGGAACCACAUGUAAUUGAUUAUAUGAAAAAACUUUUUGAAAUGGAAAAUUUUCUGACAAAACAAUUAUUGCAUAGUAUGGUUGGAAAAACCCAAUCUAUUUUAGAAGCUAUAAUAAGCAAUGAAGAAGAAGUAAUAGAUAAAAUUAAGGAUGAAUUAUUAAAAAGGAGACUUAUACUUCCAGAUUAUCAUGUUCGCAGAAUGAUGUAUAGAAUAGUUAGACGUGCUCAUGACAUAGCUUUAGAAGAAGGUAUUCUAAGUAAGAAUAUUCCGGAACCUGUGGGUUGUUACCUAGAAGAGUUCAGUAGUUGA